AAAGCAGAGAAAUCUCCUCAUCAUCACGUUACAGAGCAUCUAAGCCACGUGCUUUACUGUUCACUCCAUUAAAAUUUGAGUGCCAGACUUUGUUAGCUCGUCGCAGGUUCGCUCAUCUCUUCAGUCCCCACCGAGUGGUCUUGGGCAUUGGUAAUUUUGAGUCUUCAUUGCGAGAAGUCCAAGUUUAUCUAGUUUUCAAUACUGGGCUUUCAUGGAGAUGUCUGUAAGUCUGAUUGUGAGUAUAGCUGGUUUUUCACUGUUAUUUACAUGGAUUCUGGUAGAACUUUUUAUACAGAGGCAAAGAUAUUCAGAGAGUGAUCAGUUAAAACAUGGAGGAAUGGAGAAGAGAACAGUUUUUACGACGAUUGUACUUCUGUCCAACGUUUUAAUCUUUACUUUCCAUCUGGGUUUUUGUCUUUAUGAGGUUUGGAAGCUGAAAACAGUCCCCACCCAGUUAAUUUUCUCAGCAACAACCUGGGUUUUGGCAACUAUAUAUGCAUUCUACUCAAACUAUAGGAGUAUUUCAGGAGAGAAGAGGUGGCCUUCAGUACUAACCUUCUGGUGGAUCUUCUCCUGUAUUCUCAGUGCUUUCCAUGUUUUCAUAUACUUCCUAACCCAUUUGAAAUCUGGGAUCCCUCCUGAUUUUCUCCUAGAGCCUAAUGUUGCAGAGCUUGUUUCCUUCCCACUUUCACUACUUCUGUGUGUCAAUGCUUUCUGUUUCAGUUAUAACAGAAGAAUCCCGGAAAUUAAAGACCCACUUCUUCAGAAAGAGGAUAAUGAGGUUCCUCCAGAUUUUGAAACUUUCAGCAAUGCAGGGAUUUACAGUAGACUCACUUUCAGCUGGCUAAACCCACUUUUCAGAAAAGGUCGGACUCAGAAACUUGAACUACACCACAUUCCGGCGGACCCUGAAUCCGAAACAGCAGAGAAAUCUUACUCCUUGUUACAAGAAUGGCUUAGGAAACAAAAAAAUGGAACUUCCUCAUUGCACACAGCUAUAGCCUAUGCUUUCUGGAGACCUCUGCUUCUAAAUUCUCUUUUUGCAGGUGUCAACACAAUUGCUUCUUAUAUGGGUCCCUUCCUCAUCACAAACUUUGUUAAUUUCUUAUCGCAAAAAAGCGACGAUUCCAGCCAUGGAUAUGGACUGUGUCUUGCAUUAAUUUUCUUCUUGGCAAAGACAGUAGAAUCUCUGUCACAGCGACAAUGGUACUUCGGUGCUAACCGGAUCGGUAUUCAAGUCCGAGCAGCUGUUACAGUAUUAAUUUACAGGAAAUCCCUUUUAGUCAAGUAUGCCGGCCCAAGCAAUGGUAAAUAUGUAAACCUCAUCAAUGUGGAUGCUGAGAGGAUUGGGGACUUCUUCUGGUACAUCCAUGGUAUCUGGUUGCUGCCUCUCCAGGUCCUUCUAGCUCUUGUCAUUCUCUAUAGGAACCUCGGUGGGGUUCCCUCCAUUGCGGCACUUCUCACCACAGUUUUGGUGAUGAUUAGCAACACCCCAUUAGCCAAUUUGCAAGAAAGGCUACAUUCUAACAUCAUGGAAACAAAGGAUGCAAGAAUCAAAUUUACCUCAGAGAUCUUGAAAAGCAUGAAGAUAUUGAAGAUGCAUUCAUGGGAAACCACCUACUUGAGAAAGCUCAUGCAACUUAGAGAAAAUGAGAGAAGUUGGUUGAAGCUAUAUCUGUAUAUAUGCUCCAUUGUUGCCUUUCUCUUCUGGGCUUCACCAACUUUACUCUCAGUCAUUACCUUUGGUGUUUGCAUUCUAGUGGAAGCUCCAUUAACAUCUGGUGCUGUCCUCUCAGCUCUAGCCACUUUCCGGAUUCUACAAGAACCCAUCUACAAUCUCCCAGAGCUAAUCUCCAUGAUAGCUCAAACAAAGGUCUCAAUCGAUCGGGUCCAAGCUUUCAUCAGAGAAGAAGAUCAAAAGGUGCUGCAAUACAGUUAUACUCCUAUAGAGCCCGAUGUUGCAAUCGAGAUUGAGACAGGGGAAUACACUUGGGGAACAAGUAACACAAUUUCGAAGAAGCCAACAAUCAAAAUUUCCAAGAGGAUGAAUAUCAUGAAAGGUGAUAAGGUUGCUGUGUGUGGGUCUGUAGGUUCAGGGAAAUCAAGCCUAUUGUGUAGCAUACUUGGAGAGAUUCCAAGGAUUACAGGAGCGGGGAUCAAGGUGUAUGGAUCAGAGGCUUAUGUCCCACAAAGUGCUUGGAUUCAGACAGGAACAAUUAGAGAUAAUGUGUUGUUUGGUAAGGAAAUGGACAGCAGUUUCUAUAGAAAUGUUCUAGAAGGAUGUGCCUUAAAUAGAGAUAUCCAAAUGUGGAGUGAUGGGGAUCUGAGUAUGGUGGGAGAAAGGGGAAUGAAUCUGAGUGGAGGGCAGAAGCAAAGGAUUCAGUUAGCCAGAGCCCUCUACAGUGAUUCUGACAUUUAUCUACUAGAUGAUCCUUUCAGUGCUGUUGAUGCUCAUACAGGAGCACAUCUCUUCAAGGAAUGUCUAAUGCGAAUCCUGUCUCAGAAGACUGUCAUUUAUGUAACCCAUCAAUUGGAAUUCUUGAAUGCUUCAGAUCUUGUUUUUGCAAUGAAAGAUGGAGAGAUUGUUCAGUCAGGAAAAUAUGAAGACCUGAUUGCAGAACCUGAUGGCGAGCUUGUGAAACAAAUGGCUGCCCAUAGCAGAUCAGUAAGCCAAGUGGCCCCACCCCAAGCACAGAGCCUUUUAACCUUUGGAUCUGAUCAGAGGAAUCAAAUGGAAGUCAUAGAGGAAAAAAUGGAAGAUUCCAAUGGCAAUGGCAAACUUGUAAAGAAAGCUUCUGAUGUAGAAACUGAAUCUGGUAGUGUCAAAUGGAAAGUUUAUGUAACCUUCGUGACCUGUGCAUAUAAAGGAGCUCUUGUUCCAAUCAUAAUUCUUUGCCAAGUUUCGUUCCAGGUAUUACAGAUGGGAAGCAAUUACUGGAUUGCUUGGGCAAGUGAGGAGGGGAGAGUGAGUAAAGAUAAGUUGAUAGGGGUAUUUAUUUUGUUGUCUGGUGGAAGUUCCUUGUUCAUCUUGGGUAGGGCAGUUUUGCUAUCAACUGUCGCCAUUGAAACUGCUCAGAGGCUCUUUCUUGGCAUGGUUAACUCCAUCUUCCGAGCACCAAUUUCCUUCUUUGACUCCACCCCUACAAGCCGAAUCCUCAAUAGGUCAUCAACAGAUCAAAGCACCGUUGAUACAGACAUUCCUUACAGACUAGCAGGAUUAGCAUUUGCUCUUAUUCAGCUGUUGAGUAUCAUCAUCCUUAUGUCUCAGGUUGCCUGGCAGGUCUUCAUUCUGUUUCUUGGGAUCCUUGCCAUCUCCAUAUGGUAUCAGGCCUACUACAUCACCACUGCCAGGGAACUAGCCAGGAUGGUUGCAGCCAGGAAAGCUCCAAUCCUUCAUCAUUUCUCAGAGUCAAUUGCUGGGGCUGAAACAAUUCGCUGCUUCAAGCAGCAAGAUCGCUUUCUUGUCAAGAAUCUCAGCUUGAUUGAUGAGUACUCCCGUGUUGCUUUCCAUAAUUCUGCAACGAUGGAAUGGUUGUGUGUUCGAAUCAACUUCCUAUUCAAUCUUGUUUUCUUCCUUCUUCUACUAAUCUUAGUUAUCCUGCCAAGGGCAGCCAUUGACCCCAGUUUGGCGGGACUUGCAGCUACAUAUGGUUUGAAUCUAAACGUUUUACAAGCUUGGGUGAUUUGGAAUCUGUGUAAUGUUGAAAACAAGAUGAUCUCAGUUGAGAGAAUUCUUCAGUUCUCUAAUAUUCCAAGUGAAGCUCCAUUGCUAAUUGAAGAACGUAGACCAGAACCUGAAUGGCCAAUCCUCGGAACUGUCAAGCUUGAAAACCUCCAUAUCCGUUAUAGCCCCAUGCUUCCCAUGGUUCUUAAAGGAAUUAGUUGCACUUUCCCAGGUCAGGCAAAGAUUGGAGUGGUGGGCAGAACAGGCAGUGGCAAGUCUACUCUUAUUCAAGCUCUUUUCAGGGUGGUGGAGCCCUCAGAAGGAAGGAUUCUGAUUGAUGAAGUAGAUAUUUGUGAGAUAGGUUUGCAGGAUUUGAGGUCUAGAUUGAGCAUAAUUCCGCAAGACCCAACACUGUUUCAAGGAACUAUUAGAGCUAAUCUGGAUCCCUUAGAACAGCAUUCAGAUUCAGAAAUAUGGGAGGCUCUACGUAGGUGUAACCUUGCCGUUACAGUGAUGCAAGACCAAAUGCUUCUUGAUGCAAAAGUUGAAGAAGAUGGAGGAAACUGGAGUCUAGGACAGAGGCAGCUGUUUUGCCUGGCCAGGGUUUUGCUGAAGAAGAGAAGGAUUCUGGUGCUGGAUGAGGCUACAGCAUCUGUGGAUACUGCAACAGACAAUUUGAUUCAGAGGACAAUAAGAGAAGAAACAAGUAAUUGCACUGUCAUCACUGUUGCCCACCGAAUUCCAACUGUGAUCGACAAUGACCUCGUUCUUGUACUUGAUGAAGGCAAAGUUUUAGAGUAUGACUCCCCAACUCAGUUGCUUAAAGAUAACACUUCAGCAUUCUCAAAGUUGGUGACAGAGUUCUUAAAGAAAACAUCAAAAAGAGAACAUCAUUAGAGAUCAGGCAUGAAGCUUAGUCGUUGAAUCCACAUAAAUUAAGGGAACACAGUGCUGAUUUCUUUGGUUUCGUCCCAUCAAACAAGGUACUUCAUGA
Messenger RNA from Telopea speciosissima, 4658 nucleotides. Its product is annotated as putative ABC transporter C family member 15. Lineage: Eukaryota; Viridiplantae; Streptophyta; Magnoliopsida; Proteales; Proteaceae. The transcript is spliced from 11 exons. Gene Ontology annotation, cellular component: vacuolar membrane; plant-type vacuole. Gene Ontology annotation, molecular function: ABC-type transporter activity; ATP hydrolysis activity; ATP binding. The record is from RefSeq and is a predicted model, not a curated record. Bases 212 to 4561 code for a protein of 1449 amino acids. Gene Ontology annotation, biological process: transmembrane transport.